Molecule: messenger RNA, 522 nt
Organism: Necator americanus (New World hookworm)
Lineage: Eukaryota; Metazoa; Nematoda; Chromadorea; Rhabditida; Ancylostomatidae
Exons: 1
Coding region: 1-522 (173 amino acids)
Source: RefSeq, a predicted model, not a curated record
AUGGAAAUCAUUACGGAGAGGUUCUACUCGAACCUUUUCCGUUCAUCAACUCCUGUGUCAAGCCUAAUCAUCCGCACUGGCGAAGCUCCACCACGGAUUCUCCUUCCUGAAGUGCGAGUCGUUAUCAAGAGCAUGAAACCUGGCACAGCCCCCGGACCUGAUUUUAUAUUAGUAGACUUUCUUCGGGCUGGUGACCAUCCGCUUCAUGCAAUCUUAGCAGCGCACAUGACAUCUUAUCUUCAGAAAGAAAGGAUCUCAGACCAGUGGAAGACCUCGCGAACCGUUCUUAUCCAUAAGAAAGGUGACCGAGAGGACCUUCGGAACUACCGUCCGAUAUGCUUGCUGAGCGUGUUAUACAAAGUAUUCACUAAGAUCAUCCUCACGCGUAUAUCUAGGACGCUGGAUGAAGCCCAGCCUCAAGAACAAGCUGGAUUCAGGAAAGAGAAUAGGACUAUGAAUAAACAGAAAGAAGACACAGUUCAUGAAGAACGCCCACUGCGAGGACGGAGGGGUACAACUUGA